AUGGGGUUCGUCUUCUCGAAGGCCAUGAACGACAGCCUGAAAGGGCAGCAGGAGUUUAUGCGGCUCCAGCUGGAAAGGCAACUGGCACUGCAGAACCUGAUGAGAGAGAGACAAAUAGCUAUGCAGAUUGCUUGGACAUCAGAAUUUCUCAAAUAUUUUGGGACAUUUUUUACACUUACUGCUGUAAUUUUAACAACUGGAGCAAUAAAAAGGAAGAACCCAGCAGUUUUACUGCCAAUACUCCCCUUAUGCUUUGUAUUUUCCUAUCAGUAUGAUAUGGACUAUGGGACACUGUUGCAAAGGAUUAAAGGUGAAGCAGAGAACAUACUUGACACACAGAGCACUUUGCUGGAAUUGACUAAAGGACCUUUCACUUUUAAAGAUUUGUAGAAAAUCAGAGUAUCUCAGAGCAGUUUCUUCAUAGAAAAAUAGGAAGAUGGUAUUAAAGCUACGUAUCUGAAAUGUGAUUAUAAUACUGCAUUUUAACAUAAUAAUUAAAAAUUUGAUAAGAUUACAAGGUCUUAUAAAAUCAAAAUUUAAUGGAUUUUUAAAAAUUAGUACUUUCUAAAGCAAUUGGUUUCAUAUUGUAUGUAUCUCAUAAAAAUAAUCAUUAUUCUGUAGUAUAUUUUCGUUGUUUAUAAUGAAAUAUUGAAUUUGCACUGUCUAUUCAGAGUCUGAAAAUAACUUUCACCUGUAGUAAAAAAGUCUGGUACUGACCAAACUCAGUAUAACCAAAAAAGAUAUGGCAUUUGGUAGUUACAAGUUUGUAUAAAUAUAUAAAUAAAUAUAUACAAUUUUCAAAUGUAUUUCAGGAUACACAGCUCAAUUUGAAGUCAGGAGCAGGCAGUCAAUUUCUUUGAAAAAUAAGACUCUUUUGAUUUGCUGUUCUUUAGGCAGUGAACUCACCAUCUCUGCUUCAAGUUCUGGAAUAAACAGCUUUUAUCAGAAGUAGGUUCAGAAGUAAACACAUAACUUGCUAACUGUGUGUUUUACUGUUAGGGAAAACUGUGUUAAGUAUGAGCAGAGAUAGCUUCUGAAAAAGAGGAAACAAAUUAUGUAGCUAUUUCCUGAAUCUUUUUCAUGCUUGUUCGAUAUUCUGAAACUCAGGAUAAUUUGUUUUUUAAUAAUUGAAAUCAGAGUUUCACUACUAAGAUGAAUAUUAACUUAGACUAACAGCAAACAAAAUUAUUAAUGUAUGUUUUUGUAAUGAGUAGAUCCAAGUGGCCUUACAAGUACUGAAAAACUGAGGGAUUUUUUGCAUGCCUUUAACAUGGUAUAUCCCGAGAAUAUAGUUUUAGUAUACUUUAAUGUUCUGAUGUCACACUUGGAGAAAUUGUUUCUGUGCUGGAAAUCUUGUUUAGAAACAGAUUAUUUUGUGUUUUGGAUGGAAAGCAUUAAUCUCACUGUGGAAUGAAAAACAAAUGCUCAAAAAGCAUUCAAAAAUUAAUUAUGCCAAAGUCUAUGCUGACAAUUUGUUGACUUAAAAAUUAAAUUCCAGCUGGAGAUAAUGCCCCAAAUACGAUUUUGAAGACUACUUAACUAAACUUAGAAUAUUGCUACAAUAAGAUAGGCAAAUAUACAAUGAUACAAAAGCUCUGUCCAGAAGAAAUUAAUAGCACAGUUUCCACAGUUUGACUUCUGAAAGUGCAUUGACUUCUGCAUUCAGUCACUUCUGUAAUUGGUUCUGUCCCUUGCGUGUUAACAAUGCAUACAGUCUGUAACUGAUCUCAAAUGUGAUGUGUUUUACUGGUCAAUGUAAUAAAAUGAACACAAGUUCUCCACUUUCUUGUUUUGCUUUGAAUAACAGUGCAUUUGCUAUGUUUCCUCCAAUUUCUGAAGUCCACCUUCCUUUAAUUUUGAAAAAGGCUUGUAUGCUUUGGUCAUCUGUCAGCUAUUGAUACUCUUUCUUCCAAAAAAGAAAAACAAUUGAACCAUCCUUUUUGGGUAUUUAUAUGUCUCCAUCCGUGCCUUUAAGCCCACAUUUUAAUACUGUGAAAGGCAUUUUCUCAAGAGAACAGUUUUAAUAGACCAUACAACAGUUUUUACUUAUAAAUCUUAGAAAAUUAGGAAAUACCCUAAUCGUAUCCACUCUGAAUUAAGAAUCAGUAUCUGUGUGCUUGUGACAGAUUCCUGACUAUGAUGUUUGAUCAAAAGCCAGUGUUAAAGGGAGCAAAAUUAUGGUCCAGGUAGCAGUGUUAGGGGAUAAUAGGGUACCUAUAUAUUAAUCCAUCCAAACUAAAUUUGAUUUUUUUUCUCCUGAAAUUUGAACUUAGAUCAAUACUGUUUGCAAGACUCCACACUAAAAUGUGACAGAAAUUGAGUAAGUUUCAUCUAGUAUUACACAGUAUCAGUGAAAUGUACCACAUUUAUUAAGGAAAAGGCUCUAAGCAAGAUGGUCUAACUCAGAAAUAGAGUUAGAUGGGCUAUAUAGAAUGUGCCAAAAAUCAUCAAGGAGUUAAUGGUUAUUCACCUUUAUUGUCCUUAUUUUUUACUGUUUUCCUUGCCUUUGUUUUUUGAAAAAUGCAUGGUUUUGUUUUGAAGAUGCUUGUUCUUUGUGGCAGAGUUAAUUAUUCUACUGCCAGUGUAUUAAUCAAAAUGCUUGCAUGUGCUGUCCACAGUCAUAUCUGUGACAUGGUGACAGAUACAGAAUAACUGAAUGGUGUAACUUCCUUCAGAGGACAGUGAAAGAAAGCAGGGGCUUAGCAGUGACAAGGUUUACUUUAGGGAAAUACAUGUUUAAGGCACAAGUUGCCCAUAUUCAUCAUAUUUGUUAUAGAUAUAAAGAAAGUGCCUAAAACAUCCUGCUCCUUUCUGUCAUUUGUGCUCAACUGGCCUCAGCUGUUAGACUUACUUCAAUAUAUCACAACAACUGUCUUUGUUUCCGUGAAUCACUGGGCAAAAAAAGGAGAGCAAUUCCAGGGGGAGCCUGUUCUGGCCUGAAGGCACUACUCUUACCACCUUAAUUCUGUUGGGUUUUUCUGGUUAUUAUGUCUGAUAGCCAUAUAUCAUGAAUCAGUAUCAUUUGGAGCAGGAUUGUUCUGGAAAAGGGAGAAGUCAGUCAUGAUUAGGAUGCCAAAAUUAAGCUGCUUGUGUUCUAAUUAUAGGUAUGAACCCAAGGAAGUGUAUGCCGCCUGCAAGCCCCAAAUGCCUCCACCUCACUCUUGUUUAUUUGGUUGAUAGUAUAUAUGAGCAUUGAGGAGAAACAAGCAAAGUCGCUUUGGAGAGUCCAGUUUGGGCCCCUUCCUUACCAUAAGGAAAGUUGGAAAUCAUGGCCCCUUCUUACAUGCCCUGGAGUUAUUUUAUUGCUGACUGCAUGUCACUGCUUUUAAAAGUAGAGGAAAGCACUUAUGUAAAUGUAUACAAACAAGAUUGUUUCUGCAUUGUUAUUUAUUUUCUUAAUCAGCCUUGCACUUCAUUAUACAAAAGUACAUGUAUUUCUUAACUUUUUCAAUUAUGAGCUUUCUUAAGAUCAAACUGUUUUCUAAACUGCGCAAUCCUCUAAUGAAAGUAACUGGAUAAUGCUCAUGGUUGGUCAUCAAUAACGUUCAUGCAGUGGUAUUUCCCAUUUGUUGCAGAACCCUGUAUGGUACUAAGUAAACUUUAGAAAUGCUGUAAAUUCAUGUUUGGACAGCUUUCAAAAACUAAGUUGUCCUUGCAGCAGUGAAUUGCAUGAAUUUGAAAUAAAUUCU
Molecule: messenger RNA, 3689 nt
Organism: Motacilla alba alba
Lineage: Eukaryota; Metazoa; Chordata; Aves; Passeriformes; Motacillidae
Gene: PLGRKT
Product: plasminogen receptor with a C-terminal lysine
Biological process (GO): positive regulation of plasminogen activation
Cellular component (GO): plasma membrane
Source: RefSeq, a predicted model, not a curated record